Molecule: messenger RNA, 3357 nt
Organism: Gymnodraco acuticeps
Lineage: Eukaryota; Metazoa; Chordata; Actinopteri; Perciformes; Bathydraconidae
Gene: cunh1orf198
Product: chromosome unknown C1orf198 homolog
Exons: 6
Coding region: 68-1189 (373 amino acids)
Source: RefSeq, a predicted model, not a curated record
ACAUAAACCAGCGUCCUCUUCCUUCUUCUAACAAAAAAAAAAUAACAACAGCUGGAAGCAGCUAAAGAUGGCCGCCAUGAUAGCCUCCGCCAACACGGCGGGGCUCAGCUCCCACGGGAUGGAGGAGAAGAAGUUUGAAUACUUUUCCUCCAUCAACUCCAUGGCGAGGAAGAUAAUGCAGGAGAGGAAGACUAUCGAAGAGAAACACGGCCCAACAUGGGAGAAAAUGACGCAUCAGGAGCAGGACAGCGCCAUCGAUAACGAGAUGAUGGAUCCUCAGAUCCGAGCCCGAUACGCCAUGCACAGAGUAGACCGUGAAGAAGUGCUCUGUUACCCCAAACUUCUCAUUCAGACGGGCCAGAAGAUUGUUCACUUCGGAGAGGAGGAUAUGACCUGGCAAGAUGAGCAUUCUGCCCCUUUCUCGUGGGAAACAAAGAGCCAGUUGGACUUCAGCUUGACGUCUGGCCCGGCAGAACAGGGAGUCUCAGUCUCUCAGGCCGAAUCAAAGCCUGCGAAGGUUCCUCAUUCCAACCAGAUCAGCAAGAGUACUCCAGGAACUAAGGUGACUGUCAGCGAGGCCCGGAGGCCAGAGGAGGAGUCGUCUUUCUGGAAGAUCAGCGCCGAGAGGUCCAGGCUGGAGGGAGAGAUGGCCGACUUCCAGUCUCUGACCCCCAGCCAGAUCAAGUCCCUGGAGAAAGGAGAGAAAUCCCUGCCCUCGUACCUCCGACUGGAGACCUCUGUGAACACCAAGGAGCCUGAGGUAGUGGAGCCCCCCCCUCCCGCUCAUACCAGGUCCACAAAGCACCGAGCCCCCAAACCUCCGGCCCCUCAGCCCCCUGUUCCUCUUCAUCUUCCUCUUCCUCUUCCUGUGGCUGUCAGCGCUACUCCGGCCUCCAUCUCCAUCUCUCCCAACCCUCCUCCACCUGUCAGGGUGUCGUCGUCCGUGGCCGGGUGGGAGCGCUCUCAGAGCACUCUGCCCUCCGUCGGGACCACCGUGGACGAGGUGUUCUCCUCCGGGAUGAUGGCCAAACCCUCCAAGCCCUCCAACCCCCCCGGCAGUGUGAGAAGAGAGAGAGAGCAGAGAGAACAGAGAGAGGAAGACGGCUCCUCCGCCAGCCCCACCUUCGCCCAGUACAACACAAACAACAACCUCCUGAAGACCGGAUUCGACUUCCUUGACAACUGGUAAACCGCAGCUGAGUUUUUCAGCCCCCGCCAUGAAUGAGUCAUCGCCAUCAUCACUCUGAAGAAGGACCACCACACUGCCAUGACUACAGACAUCCACAUUUAACAAACACCAGUCUUUAGCAUGACCACAUUAUGUUGUUGUGAUUAUCUCCAGUGGCUUGUUAAGACCUUAUCUCACUGCCUGUGUGCUGGUCUCUCCCCCCCCCCCCCUCUGGUUAGCUUUCAAUCUCUUAGAUUUUGUUGCCACUAAAAGCAGAGUAAGAAACGGUUGUUUUCCUCUAACUGUGCAUUCACACUGAGACCACUUUGGGAUAUAUAAUAGAUAAUAUGAUGCAUUUUCAAUUCAUUUACCCUCAAGUAUUUCAAUUACAAGUUUUAAAGGAGAUUGAAAGGAAAGUAGUGUGAUAAUCCAAUCAUUUUAUUGUUAUAAAAACUUUAUUUAAAGAGCUCAUUUGAUGCAAAGAUGCAGCUAAAACACAUCAAAUACAUUGAAAUGAAAAUAUAUAAUAACCUAAGACGAAACAAUGAGUUUCAUCACAACAUAACAAAGCAAUAACAAUAGGCGCUUUUACACCGGAGUACUUUUCCCAGUAUAGUUCAGAUAUAAUUCCGAAAAUGUGCGUUCACACCAAAAAGAUCCGGAACUAGAAUUUAGUUCAUGAGAACCUUUUCCGUCCCUGCUAGAGAGCCGGUACUUUCGUGGGAGAAAAAGGUUCCUGUGUCUGAUUGGCUGGGCGGAUUGCAAACCACGCCCCGUAAAACUCCCAAAACGUUUUGUGAAGCCGCCAUUUUAUUAUCCUCGCAUUAUUAGCAUUAGCCCAGCGCACAAACGCAGAGAGACUAACUUAUGGCAACACAAAAGAAAACAUGGGAGCGAGAUGAGGAGGUCUCGGCGAUUUACUCGUCCACAACUCCGGGGACUUCCGGCCGUGUGGCAGUAUUAUUAUCACAUGUCACUUGUUAGACGCUUUUAUCCAAAGCGACUUACAUACUCAAUACUGUGGACAAUCCCCACAGGAGCAAUUUGGGGUGAGGUGUCUCAGGGACACAACGACAUGCUGACUGCAGUGGGGUUUGAACCUGUGACCCCCUGAUUCCAACACCAAGGCUCUAUCCACUGCGCCACACGCCUCCCUUAGUAUACGCCGUGAAGUGGUUAGCAGCCUGCCAGUAAACCCAAAGCAGAAGAAGAAGAAGAAGUGACGUCAGCGGCUUCAUUUGCCUAAUCCUCCCUCAGGGACUUACCCCGGUGUGAACGCGAUCGGCUCUUCUCUGAACUAAGUACUUGGUGUGAAAGCGCCGACUGACACCACAAAUCAAUAUGCCAAUUUUGACGGUGUUCCACAGUUUAUCGCCAUAAAAACCUAAAUCAGCAGUUCACUUCGGUUGUCGGCAAAAAUGUGUUAGCCAAUACCAAUAAAGAUCCAGUUAUGGAUUGGUACAUUAAGUUUGGGAUGUAUCUGGUAACCUGUUGUGCGGAUGCUCAAACAGUGACUUGGCUGCUUCACAUACAUUUAAGACGCUACACUAGCAAGAUGUGUUUGUGUACCGUUAGAUGGUCAGAUAUUCAUGUGAGAAAAACACGAGAACCCUCAUCCUUUUUUGUUACGAAGAUUAUUUAUACGGACUGCAUUAUCCCCCAUGUAGUGCUCAGUCCUGGCCAACAUGUUGCAAUUAUUACCGAUGUUCCCUAAGCUUCCUGGAGUAUGGGAUGUUCCAGAGCGAUGGGAAACAUCAUGGAUACCAUUGCAUCGCUCAGAAACAACACAGAAUGUAUUUACAAACUUUAACACACCUAUUGAGUUAGGAGCUGGUUUUCAGCAACAGGAGAAAGGUGUUAAAAUGGGAGCAACAGAUGUUCUGUAUGGAUUUAGAGUCUCACCCACACUUCCUCACCCCCUCGCUACCGUCACCUUUGACCUCAAACUAGUGCUGAGCAAAGCUAGUGUGCAUUUGUAAUAAAAGGAGACGCACUCAGACGUCGUGUUUUAGAUGAGCAGGCAUGUAGUGUUUUGUACCACUUGUGUCGUAGAUCUAAAAUCCAGUUUACAUGACUAGAGUACUAUUUUACUGAAUUUUAUAUUUAUCAGCUGAUUGUAUCUUAUGCUCUACAUGUAUACUGCACACAUGCAUUUGGAGAUUCGAAGGAACAUAAAAAAGUCAAACCUG